GAAGACGACCUGCGCCGGAGAGUCGGCCAUCGGCGGUCUCUCACACACACUCAGAGCCAUCAACGAUCAUGGAUAGGCACAGGGGAGACCGCUCCAGUGGCAAUCACGAUGGAGGCAGAGGAGGGAGGCACCACCACUCACGGAUGUCCUCCCGCUCCUCCUCCGGGCACCAUGAUUAUCCCAACCAGCGGCAGCCAUUCUCCAGGGGAGGCGGCGGUGGUGGCGGCGGUCCUUCAGGAGGUCACCGCUACCCUCCCAAUAAUUUCCCCAUGCACCAUUCUGGUGGUGGUGGUGGUGGUGGUGGAGGUGGGGGGCGUUCUGGUGGCGGUGGGGGCAACAUGCGGCAGGGUUCUGGGUACGGAGGUUCUCCUCAACCACCGUAUCUCUCCGGCCACAAGCGACCCAGCAGCGGGUUUUCCAGUCCCAGCGGUGGAGGCGGUGGGUUCUCUCGUCGAGGCUCCUCCCCUGAUUCUACUGAUACUGGUACUUUUGCAAAGCUUUUUGUUGGGUCGGUUCCAAGGACAGCCCGAGAGGAAGAAAUCCGACCUUUGUUUGAAGAGCAUGGCAAUGUGCUUGAAGUUGCUUUGAUCAAGGACAAAAGAACUGGUCAACAGCAAGGUUGCUGUUUUGUUAAAUAUGCAACAUCAGAAGAAGCUGAUAGAGCCAUUAGAGCACUCCAUAAUCAAUGUACAUUGCCGGGGGGUUUGGGCCCUAUACAAGUUAGAUAUGCUGACGGUGAACGUGAACGCCUUGGUGCAGCCGAGUACAAAUUGUUUGUUGGUUCCCUUAACAAACAGGCAACAGAAAAAGAGAUUGAGGAGAUAUUUUCACCUUAUGGGCGGGUUGAAGAUGUUUAUAUCAUGAGAGAUGACUUGAAACAAAGUAGAGGAUGUGGAUUUGUCAAAUUCUCGUACAGGGAGAUGGCAGCUGCAGCUAUAGAUGCUCUCAAUGGGAAGUAUAUGAUGAGGGGGUGUGAUCAGCCUUUGACAGUCAGAUUUGCAGAUCCAAAGAGGCCAAAAACUGGAGAUUCAAGGUCUGGGCCUGCAUUUGGGGGUCCAGGUUUUGGCCAACGAUCACAGUUACCUCCCAUGAACAGGUCUGGUUAUGACUACCCAAUACCGACGCCCAAUGCUGGUGGUAACAUGGGAAUUAGGAUGCCACCAAACUCUUGGCAUCCAAUGAGUCCGGAGAACUUUGGGAUGCAUUCAUCUCAGGUUAACAGUAAUGUCAUUGGUGGCCAUCCAGGUGUUAGAGGUGGUGCUGGAGCUGCAUCAUCUGCAACGGCUGGUGCAAUGGGAUUAGGCGUCCUUGGAGCUGGAGGGCCACCAAAUGGUUCACUUUUAGGUCCUGCAGUUGCACCUAUUCCUUCAUCCCAACAGGGUUUGAAUAUGCCUUUGAUGCAAGCCCAACCUUUUGGUCAGCCACUAUCACCAUCGAAAAAGUCUCUUCCAUCUCCACAGCACUUGCCAUCCUCCUUGCAACAUCAGCAGCAGACUUCAUCUUAUGCUCAGGGGCAAACGCCACUAACAUCUGUACAGUUCAGUCAACAGCUCCAAACUCCACUUUUGAUGAACCAGCAGGCAUUUGGCCAAAGGCCUCCACCGCAACAUUUAUUUAGCCUGAAUAAUCAACUGUCUAGUUCACAGCCUCAAAUCCAUCAAAUGACUCCUGCCCUGCAGCAGAUUCCAUCAAGUUCACAGCUGCAGAGUGGGCCAGUUUCAGUACCUCAUGCACAGUUAGCUUUGGUUGCAAACCAGAUGCCACAGCUGCAGGUUCAACCGUCCCCUGGGCAUCAGCAGCAGUUGAUGCUACAACAGCAGGCACAGGCAUCACAAUUGAGUUUUCAGUCUCCACAGCAUGCAUAUUCUCAGCUUCAGCAACAAUUGCAUAUGGUCCAGUCUACUUCUCAAAGUCAAUCACAGCCAAUAUCCCAGCCCCACAAGCAACAGACUUCAUGGGCUGAUGUGGUGCCACAGACAGUUGCGAGCACUCCUGCAACCACGGCUGUAAUUGCCUCGUCGAAUGCGAUGGUCCCUGUUAUCCCUGUAAGCUCAAAGACAGAAUCACCAGUUACUUGUAAUUGGACUGAACAUACUUCACCAGAAGGAUACAAAUACUACUACAAUAGUGUGACACGUGAAAGUAGGUGGGAGAAGCCUGAAGAGCUGAUUGCAUUUGAACAAAAGCAGCAGCAGCAGCAACCACAACAGCAUCAACAGCAAAUGCCACCAUCUCAGCAUCUUCAGGCACAAACUCAAGCUCAGCUGCAGUCACAGCUGCAAUCUCCACAGCAGGUUUCUCAAUCACAACAGCAGCAGCCUGCACAGGGACAACAACAACUGCAGGUGCAACACCAGCAACCAGGAUUGUCCACGUUGUAUCAGACUACUGGUGUUCUUGGUUCACAAAACAUUCAGGGUCUUAGUUACAUGCAGUUGCAGGGAGCCGGUUCAACUAUUGAUCCUUCACGCCUUCAGCAAGCUGUUGCAGCCCAGGAGUGGAUGUGGAAAAAUAAACCGACAGGAAAUUAAGUGCAGGAGAUGCUGGACCCACAAUCACCUAUGUGGUUGCUGUAAUCAUGAGGACUUGUAGCAGUUUCUGAGUUGAAUUGUAUCAAUCAAUUUUAUUGAGAUCAGUUCGUCAGGUUGUUUAAUACCAUUAUGGUGUAGGGCUAAAAGCUGCCAUCUUUUCUCGAGUCCUGACUUGGUUUGUCGGUAGGGCUACAGAGAGGAAACAACUAAAGAGCUGGUAUUGUGUAUCAAACUAACCAAGUUGAUUUAACAACCGACGGGUAGUCGUUGCUCAA
Messenger RNA from Nymphaea colorata (pocket water lily), 2806 nucleotides. Its product is annotated as flowering time control protein FCA. Gene Ontology annotation, cellular component: nucleus; ribonucleoprotein complex; cytoplasm. Lineage: Eukaryota; Viridiplantae; Streptophyta; Magnoliopsida; Nymphaeales; Nymphaeaceae. The record is from RefSeq and is a predicted model, not a curated record. The transcript is spliced from 19 exons. Bases 69 to 2531 code for a protein of 820 amino acids. Gene Ontology annotation, molecular function: mRNA binding; protein binding.